Messenger RNA from Entelurus aequoreus (snake pipefish), 5470 nucleotides. RefSeq names its product tau tubulin kinase 2b (gene ttbk2b). Gene Ontology annotation, molecular function: ATP binding; protein serine/threonine kinase activity. Gene Ontology annotation, biological process: cilium assembly; signal transduction; peptidyl-serine phosphorylation. The coding region runs from base 321 to 3143 and encodes 940 amino acids. The transcript is spliced from 16 exons. Gene Ontology annotation, cellular component: cytoplasm; nucleus; ciliary transition zone. Lineage: Eukaryota; Metazoa; Chordata; Actinopteri; Syngnathiformes; Syngnathidae. The record is from RefSeq and is a predicted model, not a curated record.
CCCAGUUUAGCGCGCCUGCCUGAGCCACCUGUGGGAUUACUGCAAACAUGGAUAUUUAUUGACAAGUUUUUCCCAACAAAAACUACUUGCAACAGAGCGACAACAACACCAGCUGCGAUGGAACAGCUGAUGAUUGAGGGCAUGCCUCGUCGUCGCCGUCCUUUCAUCCGCAGGAUAAAACAUCCGUUGGAAUGACGCAGCGGCAGCAGCAGAGACGGCAACCAUGGCGACUCUCCCUCCGGGUCCCACCGGUGUGCCGGAGCGAGUGACGGCUUGGUGCCACUGAUGUCAGCUUGUGACUGCAGCGGAGAGCACUCACCAUGAAUGGAGAGCACACAGACAUCCUGUCACCCAGAGAUGUGGUCAGAGGCCGAUGGAGAGUUGUGAGAAAGAUAGGCGGAGGCGGCUUCGGGGAGGUCUACGAGGUCGUGGACCUGCAGGAUGGAAACAGCAUUGUCGCUAUGAAGGUGGAGUCUGCCACCCACCCCAGACCGGUGCACAGGACAGAGGUGGCUGUGUUGAGGAAGUUGCAGGGUAAAGAUCACGUGUGUAGGUUUGUUGGCGCUGGACGAACGGAGCGAUACAACUAUGUGGUGAUGGAACUACAGGGAAAGAACCUGGCGGAUCUGCGCAGAAGCACAGGCCGUGCAACAUUUUCCGUCUCAACUACACUGAGACUCGGCAAGCAGAUUUUACAAGCCAUUGAAAGCAUCCACUCAGUGGGCUUCCUGCACCGAGACAUUAAACCGGCUAACUUUGCAAUGGGAAGACAAGCCAGUAACAGUCAAUGCUGCUAUAUGCUGGACUUUGGUUUGGCUCGUCAAUAUAUGACCCUGCAAGGCCUGCGUCCACCUCGAGAUGUGGCAGGCUUCAGGGGAACUGUGCGAUACGCUUCGAUCAAUACUCAUAGAAAUAAGGAAAUGGGUCGCCAUGACGAUCUGUGGUCCUUCUUCUACAUGUUGGUUGAAUUCAUGUCUGGUACGCUGCCAUGGAAGAGAUUUAAAGAUAAGGAACAAGUAGGAAAUCUAAAAGAAGCAUAUGACCAUCGCCUGAUGCUUAAUCACCUACCAUCCGAAUUCAGUGCUUACCUGGAUCACAUCCUCAGCUUGGACUAUAACACAAUUCCAGACUACAAGCUCUUGAUGUCACUGUUUGAGAGCGCUAUGGAAAGCCACAAUGUGCGGGCAAACGACCCCUACGACUGGGAGAGAUGCGACCCCGAGGACAUGCUGACCGUUGCUGCGGCGGUGCCAACCGGCCAGGAGCUUACCCGCCUCACGCCAGCCCAUUUGGGCAUGGCCAAUGCUUCAGUGCUGCCCGUGGAGCUGCAAAGGGAGAACACUGAGGAUGUUCUCAUGCUCGGGGAGCGCUUCAGUGACGCUGACAACUGCCCGCCUGUGCCCACUGGGUCCGGGCCUGUGAGAGAUGUAUGGGAAGAAAUGGACCGCAUACAAAACCAGCAACAUGUCGAGCCAGUGAUAAAGAGGGUGGCAACUGAGGAUGAGCACAGUCUGAACCAGGCGAACCAGAGCCCCGCCGGGUCUAUUCCGAGCUCUCCGAGACGAGUGCGAUCUGAGACCAUGUACCUGGGCCGGGCUGUGCCUCUGCUCCGGAAGAUGCGACAGAGCCAGAGCUUGGCAUUUGAAAGGAGGGUCGCACCCGAACCCAAGCCUACUAUUGAACGCUUCCUUGAGUCCUGUCGAGGUAAACCACCUGUCCUUGCUCAACCUGGGGAGAAAUCCUUGCCUGAUGAACACUCCGGCACCGGGACUGCCGAGGAAAGCGGCGUCAGCGGGGGCUUUGUUGCAGUCAACGUUAGUCCUGUGGUCCAAGAGGGAGACUCCCAAGAGUGGGUGAUGCUCGAGCUGGACCAAGGCACUAGUUCCGGAGCCGUCAAGCCUUCAGCUGAAGCCCAACGUGAGGACAAGCCAGCUGGGAUUUGCAGCACGGCUGAGACAGAGAAGCACCCCUCUGCCCCGCAGGAUAGUCCGGCUGUACUGGGCAGUCCCCUUCUGUCACACCGCUCUGUAGGUUCAUGGUUACUUGGCCACAAGAGGUUGCCAGGGAUGCUGGGACAGAUGCCCUCAGUCUUAAUGGGAAGACCCCACAUGGAUCAGUCCCUCAGCUGCACGUCACCAUUUCCUAUCCUUGAGAAGAGUGAUACGAUGCCUCAGGAAGCCCAGUCCAAUAAAUCUGACGAACUCCGAAAAGAUGGAGGAAAGACUGAAAUUGCGCCACCAUCAAGCCCUCUUAAAGGAACCUCCGCUCUCCUGACAAAAGACCCAGAGAGUGAUUCCGGUCUGCCCGACUGCUCCUCAGAACUAAACCAGCAGCCUCAAGCGGUUUUUCCAGCCAUCACUUCUUUACGGCCCAAAGACUCUCCUUCCUCGCCGAGACUGAGCCGCAUCCCAAUCCGAGACGUCACCACCCCUCCGGACUCUCCGAUUAGGAACCUUCACGGGGACCGACGACACCGCUGGAGCAGCCCGGUCCCUGGAUCCCCCACUCACUCCCCUUCUCCGUCGCUGUCCUGUGAAAACCUGCCAGCCACUUUGCCCCGAGAACGGCUCUCCUCGGAGCGAGGCUCCAGGUCGGACUGCGGAGGAGAAGACCCUCUUUCCCUGUCUUCCUCAUCAGGCAGUAAAAGUAAAAUCCCACGACCCAUGAGCGUCACCUUUGUUCCUGAGCCGGUCACCAGCAGGUUUGCGCCUCACCCGCCUCCUGGAAAACCGACCACAGGCCCUUGUGCCGACCACAGGCGGCGACGCUUGAGGGUACGCGCCAGCAGCACCAGCGACGCCGACUCCCUGUCCAGUCUGAGCCAGCUGGUGCAGGACCGCGGCGGCGUGCUCGUCAGCACCCCCGCUCCCCGCCCUUGCAGCUCGUCCUCCUCCGUCCUGCAGCGUUCGCUCAGCUGCUCGCCGUCCCGCCAGGAACCCUGCGAGGGCCGGGCGCCUCAGGGACGCAGCUGCUCCCCGUCCAGCUUCUCCGGGUCCUCCUCUCCGACGCCGCUGAUGCCUCCCCCGCCUCCUCGCCACGGCGCCCUGCAAGCCAGGUCCAUCGGGCAGGGUCAGUGGGGUCCUCGCUCGAUGGGGAGGGGAUUAAGCAAGGAAGGUAAAGGCUCAGGGAAGGUGACUCGGUGAUAAACAGGAAAGACUGAACUAGAUAGUGUGUGUAAAUACGGUAUUCACUUCAAGGGAAUGUAUACUGUAUGUAUAAGAAAUGUAUUUAUUUGCUACAUUAGCUUACAUUGAUCCGUACAUUGUAGAAUACCUUCAAGGAGAUUGAUACACUUCAGGAAUGAAAAUGGUCGAAACCGAGCUGCAAAGUUCAUGUGUGAAUAUUUGCACCAUGUAAAUAUGUCGUCAAAUUAUUGCGCAGUUGUAUGUUUAUGUCACGGCUCAAUGCGAACAAUUAUCAUUCUAAACUAAUGGAAAUGCAUACAGAUUCUGACAGUUAAAGGCCUACUGAAAGCCACUACUACCGACCACGCAGUCUGAUAGUUUAUAUAUCAAUGAUGAAAUCUUAACAUUGCAACACAUGCCAAUACGGCCGGGUUAACUUAUAAAGUGCAAUUUUAAAUUUCCCGCUAAACUUCCGGUUGAAAACGUCUAUGCAUGAUGACGUAUGCGCGUGACGUCAAUGGUUGAACCGGAAGUAUUGGUACACCAUUGAAUCCAAUACAAAAAAGCUCUGUUUUCAUCUCAAAAUUCCACAGUAUUCUGGACAUCUGUGUUGGUGAAUCUUUUGCAAUUUGUUUAAUGAACAAUGAAGACUGCAAAGAAGAAAGUUGUAGGUGGGAUCGGUGUAUUAGCGGCUGGCUGUAGCAACACAACCAGGAGGACUUUGACUUGGAGAGUAGACGCGCUAGCCGCCGACCGCACGGAUGAUCGGGUGAAGUCCAUAGUCCUUCCGUCGAUCGCUGGAACGCAGGUGAGCACGGGUGUUGACGAGCAGAUGAGGGCUGGCUGGCGUAGGUGGAGCGCUAAUGUUCUUAUCAUAGCUCUGUGAAGACCCGAUGCUUAGUUAGCUUCAAUGGCGUCGUUAGCAACAGCAUUGUUAAGCUUUGCCAGGCUGGGAAUUAUUAACCGUGUAGUUACAUAUACAUGGUUUAAUAGUAUUGUUGAUCUUCUGUCCAUCCUACCAGUCAGAGGUUUAUUUCUUUUGUUUCUAUCUGCAUUUGAGCCCGAUGCUAUCACGUUAGCUCAGUAGCUAAAGAGCUUCACCGAUGUAUUGUCGUGGAGAUAAGUCACUGUGAAUGUCCAUUUCGCGUUCUCGACUCUCAUUUUCAAGAGGAUAUAGUAUCCGAGGUGGUUUAAAAUACAAAUCCGUGAUCCACAAUAGAAAAAGGAGAAAGUGUGUAACUUAGGAACCCUUGUACCUAAGUUACGGUCAGAGCGAAAAAAGAUACGUCCUGCACUGCACGCUAGUCCUUCACUCUCACUUUCCUCAUCCACGGAUCUUUCAUCCUCGCUCAAAUUAAUGGGGUAAUCGUCGCUUUUUUCGGUCCGAAUCUCUCUCGCUGCUGGUGUAAACAAUGGUAAAAUGUGAGUAGUCCUUCUGUGACGUCACGCUACUUCCGGUACAGGCAAGGCUUUUUUUUUUUAUCAGCGACCAAAAGUUGCGAACUUUAUCAUCGAUGUUCUCUACUAAAUCCUUUCAGCAAAAAUAUGGCAAUAUCGCGAAAUGAUCAAGUAUGACACAUAGAUUAAAUAAAACAAUUUCAUUUCAGUAGGCCUUUAAAAAUACAGUAAGAGAAAGUAGCGUCAACCUGAGGGAAAAAAGUUGAAUGUUUCCUUUCAUUUUUAGGUACGAUGGCAAAAGAAUAUGCUGUAAUAUGCUGAUGUUGCCUAAAAAAAAAAGGGAUGUUUGUGGUUUUUGAGUUGCCAUGUCAUCAAUGUGUCUUUCAAUAACUGACACGCCAUAUCAUGCCAUUAUGAGACCAAAAUCCGCUGUAUAUAUAUCGACCAUGCUCAAUAGUAACAAUGAAUAGUUGCAUAUUAGAAUGUAUUGAAAAGUGCACUCGUUCAGUAUCGCAUGCGUGCAAGCAAGCCAGCAGCAUCAUCGUGUCCUUUUAUUAUUCAUUUGUACGUUUGCAUUUCUAUCAAACUGCUUUUCGUCAUGAAAAUACAUGUCAAGCAAAAAUAUUUUCGAUUUUGCUUUUGAUGUUUUGCAUAUCCGCUUAUCACUCUUAACGUGGUUUGAUGGGAGGAAACAGGCCACACCGCCCAUCUGACACUUGUUUUGUAACUUCAAAUAUGACUCUUGGUAUUAAAUAAUCAGACAGAAGAUUUUUUUUCACUCACUUUAUUUCCUGCACAUGCAGGGAGGCCUACUUUGUUUACAGUGCAUAUGUCAACAAUAUAGGGCUAUCAUUCAUACGUGACUGGACUGGUCCAUUUUUCUUUUUAAAAAGGAGACAUACUGUACUUAAAAACAUGUGUAUGAAGUGAUUAGAGUAAGCAUAGCA